Anopheles stephensi (Asian malaria mosquito) is the source of this 7038-nucleotide messenger RNA. RefSeq names its product probable phospholipid-transporting ATPase IA (gene ATP8A). The record is from RefSeq and is a predicted model, not a curated record. Bases 387 to 4403 code for a protein of 1338 amino acids. The transcript has 16 exons. Gene Ontology annotation, molecular function: ATP hydrolysis activity; magnesium ion binding; ATPase-coupled intramembrane lipid carrier activity. Gene Ontology annotation, biological process: phospholipid translocation. NCBI's taxonomy places the organism in Eukaryota, Metazoa, Arthropoda, Insecta, Diptera, Culicidae. Gene Ontology annotation, cellular component: plasma membrane.
GAGUUAAACACAGUGAUGAAACUAAAGUUCAAAACACAAAACAAACAAAGUGCAUUUUAACACAACAUCCGCUCCACUGCCCUUAAGCUAACGCAAACGCAUACAUGGAAAACGUGUUCAAAAAUCGCUCCACUUGUGAUCCAGCGAAAUGUGUCGCUUCUUGCCCACGUCGACCGCGCUCCGUGCUGGAACCGCGUACCGAGCCGCGGGUCACUUCCGGGUUGCGUGCCGUCAUGCGUUACGCCGAACAACCCCCUAGCGCAAUCGAAUUAACCCACUGAACACUCACCGGACCGGAUGUGGAAUCGGUGCGGGUACGUACAGCAGAAACGCCAACGAACGGAAGCAGAACGAACAGUGGUGCAGUUUGCAGUGCCGUGCAAAAGAUGCGCAAAAGCCCGAACAGCCUGUCGCCGAUUGCGAUCCUACCGAACACACCGCCUCCGGCACGUAUCUUUGCGCAACCGGAAACACCUACGACCCCCCUGACGGAUGGGACCGUUUCGCCGGCCACCACCUCCGACGCGCCCCCAUGCGGGGGGCCGGUCGUGGUGGAGCUGCCGACUCCACUCGCCCGACCGUCCUCGAUACGUAGCGCUUCCGGGUCCGGGCCACAGUUGCGCUUCAGCAGCCUGCUGGAUCCGGGUGACAUUACGCCCAUCACCUCACCACUGCCAAGCGUCACGUCCGGCAUGGCGGACGGGUCGAUCUACACGAUCUUCGGUGCGGAGAAUGGGACCGCACCGAACGACCGGUCGAACCGGCGCCGUAGCUCGCUGUUUCUGUCCAACAGCGUGAGCAACGGUAGUGCCACCAGUGCCACACCGGCCGGCGGUUUGCUGGCCACGAACGGGUCGGCCGUGAACUGUAGCAGUAUUAGCACGGGCCUUAGUCAGCCCAACCCGGUGGCUAGCAGUGUCAGUGCCUCCAAUGCCAACAGUGCCAGCGCGAAAUCGCGCUCCCGGCGUUCGUCGGAGCUGUCGCAGCAGAACUCGAUGAAGUCGCACGCGUCCGUCAGCAGCAGCUCGCGCAAACGUAGCUCGCAGGCUCACAUCGAGCUGAACGGGCCACCGUUGCGGGAUCGGCCGCGCUGUCUCAAGUCGUCGUUUUUGCGCCGCAAGUGCAAAGAGUAUGCAGAUGAUGACGAUGCUACCACCUCGGGCAUAACGCUGGACGACUCCGACAAACGCGUGAUACGGCUGAAUGAACCACAAGUUCAAAAGUAUUGUAACAAUCAUAUCUCAACCGCUAAAUAUAGUGCCCUUAGUUUUCUACCUUCGUUCCUGUUCGAGCAGUUCCGGCGAUACUCGAACUGCUUCUUUCUGUUAAUAGCACUGCUGCAACAGAUACCGGACGUUUCGCCGACCGGUCGCUACACGACGCUCAUACCACUUAUGUUCAUACUUGCGGUGAGCGCAAUCAAGGAAAUCGUCGAAGACAUCAAGCGGCACCGGGCGGACGAUGAGAUCAACCACCGCCUGAUCGAGGUACUGCAGAAUGGCCAGUGGCACACGAUCAAGUGGCAGGAGCUGUCGGUCGGCGAUAUCGUAAAGGUGCUCAACAACACCUUCUUCCCGGCCGACCUGGUGCUCCUGUCGUCCAGUGAGCCCCAGGGCAUGUCCUUCAUCGAGACGUCCAACCUAGACGGUGAGACGAACCUGAAGAUUCGGCAGGGCGUACCGACCACGAGCAAAAUACUGGAGACGAAGGACUUCAACCAGUUUCGCGGUACGCUCGAGAGUGAGCCGCCGAAUCGGCAUCUGUACGAGUUCAAUGGCGUGCUGAAGGAACACGACAAACAAGCGGUAGCACUCGGCCCGGAUCAGCUGUUACUGCGAGGUGCGAUGCUACGUAACACCGCCUGGAUAUUCGGUAUCGUUAUCUACACCGGUCACGAUACGAAACUUAUGCGAAACUCUACCUCAGCGCCGUUGAAGCGCUCAACCGUUGACAGACUGACAAACACGCAUAUUCUAAUCUUAUUUUUCAUUCUGAUCUUUCUGUGUAUCGUGAGUUGCAUUUUCAACCAAUUUUGGACGAACGAACAUUUUAAAAAGGACUGGUACUUAGGCAUCGGCAAUCUUUUGAGCAAAAACUUCGCCUACAAUCUGCUUACGUUUAUUAUUCUGUACAACAAUUUGAUUCCAAUAUCGCUACAAGUUACGUUGGAGCUGGUCCGGUUUCUACAGGCGAUCUUCAUCAACAUGGACAUCGAUAUGUACCACGAGGAGUCGGAUACGCCGGCAAUGGCGCGCACUUCCAACCUUAACGAGGAGCUCGGUAUGGUGAAGUACGUGUUCUCCGACAAAACCGGCACGCUGACGCGGAACGUGAUGGAGUUCAAGAAGUGCAGUGUGGCUGGUUUGAUCUACACGGUCGAGGAAACGCCGGCCCAGUCCCGUUUGGUACAGAACAUCCUGAAAAACCAUCGUACGGCCCCGACAAUACGCGAAUUUCUCACCCUCAUGGCAAUCUGUCACACAGUCAUCCCGGAGAAGCAGCCUGGCGAUAGUUUGAACGACAUCCACUAUCACGCUGCCAGUCCGGACGAACGGGCCCUCGUUUAUGGGGCAGCAAAGUUCGGGUACGUGUUCCACACCCGCACACCAGCGUACGUCGAGAUCGAAGCGCUCGGCGUGCAGGAACGGUUCGAGAUACUGAACGUGCUCGAGUUCACAUCCACCCGCAAACGGAUGUCGGUAAUCGCACGCAACUCCAGAAGCGAAAUCAAACUCUACUGCAAGGGAGCGGACACUGUGAUUUACGAACGGCUAGCACCGGACGGCGUUGCGUACCGUGAGUCAACGCUCAGCCACCUGGAAGAGUUCGCUACCGAGGGUCUGCGUACGUUGUGCUGUGCCGUAUCGGACAUCCCGGACGAUGUGUACGAGGACUGGAAGCACACGUAUCACAAGGCGUCCACAUCGCUACAGUACCGCGAGCAGAAGGUGGAGGAUGCGGCCAAUCUGAUUGAAACGAAUCUGCGGCUGCUGGGUGCGACGGCGAUCGAGGAUAAGCUGCAGGACGGUGUGCCCGAAACGAUCGCGUCGUUGCUGGAGGCGAAAAUCAAUGUGUGGGUGCUGACGGGCGAUAAGCAGGAGACGGCCAUCAACAUCGGCUACUCCUGCCAGCUGUUGACUCAUUCGAUGGAUUUGAUUUUGUUGAACCAGGAUUGUUUGGAUAACACACGAAACUGCAUCCAGGAGCACACCGGUACCGGGCGGAUCGAUAAUAUGGGCCGGAAGGAUGCGGCACUGAUCGUGGAUGGCAAAACGCUUAAGUACGCGCUCAGCUGUGAUUUGCGAAGCGAUUUCUUGGACCUGUGCCUCGCAAGCAAGGUGGUGAUUUGUUGUCGCGUGUCCCCGAUCCAGAAAGCGGAAAUGGUGGAACUGGUGACGACCAGCACGAAAGCGGUCACCCUAGCUAUCGGGGACGGUGCGAACGAUGUGGCGAUGAUACAGAAGGCGAACGUCGGUGUCGGUAUAUCGGGUGUGGAAGGUUUGCAAGCGGCCUGUGCGUCAGACUAUUCGAUUGCGCAGUUCAGCUACCUUCGAAAGUUACUGCUGGUGCACGGAGCAUGGAAUUAUAGCCGGAUGUGCAAGCUUAUACUGUACAGCUUCUACAAAAACAUCUGCCUGUACGUGAUAGAGCUGUGGUUUGCAAUAUAUUCUGGAUGGUCCGGUCAAAUAUUGUUUGAACGGUGGACAAUCGGUUUAUACAACGUGUUUUUUACUGCGCUACCACCCUUCGCCAUGGGUCUGUUCGAUAAAGUGACAUCCGCGGAACAGAUGUUAAAAGAACCAAGACUUUAUGCACCGUCGCAAAAUGCCAAACAAUUUAAUGGGAAAGUGUUCUGGCGCUUCAUCGUCAAUGCUCUGUUUCAUUCGAUGAUACUGUUUUGGCUGUCGUACAAGAUCUACGAGAAGGAUGUCAUCUGGAAGAAUGGUCGGGACGGUGGAUACUUAGUGUUAGGCAACAUAGUGUACACGUACGUGGUCGUGACGGUGUGUUUGAAGGCGGGUCUUCUUACCAACUCCUGGACCUGGCUGACGCACUGUUCCAUCUGGGGUUCGAUACUGCUUUGGUUCAUAUUUAUCUUCAUUUACAGCAACAUUUGGCCAGCGUUACCGGUAGGCGCAGUGUUCACGGGCAUGGAUAAUAUGGUCUUCACGACGCCAGUGUUUUGGGCCGGCCUGUUGCUUAUUCCCUUAUCCGCACUUCUGUUAGACAUUUCCUGGAAAGCGUACAGUAAUUCGCGCAAGGAUAACAUGCUAACACCACCAAUGAAGGAAUCCAGAUCUUCAAGCUUGUCGAAGAUUCUGUCCUGGCGUAGGCGCAACUCCGUGGCCCCACUAGCGGCUUGGCAUCAAAACAGUAUUAGCAUAACCGAGUUGCACAUGUAGAAAGUAAUGAACUUUUGUUUUUCUUCUAUAAGUAUGCUGUACGAACAGGUGUUUAUAAAUAUAUGUAUAUCUAUACACUAUACCAGUAGCCAGUGGCAAAAGGGGUAGCGCUAGAGGUUAAAAAGGGUUGAACCCCCUUUUUUGUGAUACAAAAUGUAUAUUUUGAUAAUAGUAGCAAAACAAAUGAAAGAAGGAUGAUGCUAUCAAGGUUCUGUUUUUCUCCUCCCCGGUGUGGAGUGGUUGUUUAAUUUAUAAACGUUAUUUAGUAUUUAGGUCCCAACAAAACUAAUCAAUGUGAACCGGGUCGUGUGAGUAAAGGGAAGCAUCAACGAAGCAAUCUAAUUUGUAGGAUAAUAGUAGCCCAGUAUGUUUGCAACAAUUGUAACCCAUUUUCGGAAAUGUUUAAGUAAUAUUACGAUGCAAUCCGUCCGUUGACAGUAAAACUACCUAUCUCCCACACUCUGUAUCUCAUUUCUGCUAAACGUGCAUUCCAACUUAUUAAAAGAGCCUUAUAUUAUUGCAACCAGUAUUAACCUGAGACCUUUGUGCGAUACGUGAUUGGUUUCUAUUGUCCUUCUUUUUCGUUUAUCGUUUUACUUAGCUACGCGAUCUCAUAAAAAAAAUCACCUCCGACACGUACGUGUCCCGAAUGGCAUUCUUCUUCCUCAAUCGCAAUAACUGCGCACGUUUUAGAGCGCCCUCCGUGCUCUGCUAGUAGUGUAAUGUGUUUGUUGAAGCCUACGUUUUAACGCAUUUCCGUUUUCGGGUGCUCGGGUACCCGAUCCAGUAAUGUAAGCGUUAGUGUGAGCGUAACAUUCCGAAUAAUCCGUACUAGGGGCUGGGGACAGCAAUAAGGGUGCAAUAGGUAGGGCCGGAUAGGAGAAAAAAUGUAACACGACAAAAAAGGGCAACGAGUGCAAUAUUAAUAGAUAAUUAUUUCUAUCUAUUGGGUAACAGGUUUUUGUUUUAGUAGAACAGGGCUAGUAACUAGGUACCGAACGGAGCACUAAAGCUCCUUCAAAAUGCAGUGAAUAACUAAAAUAGCCCCUGCAAGGCGGCAUUCCGCAUUACUACAGUAAGCAGCCUACCUCCCGCGCUUUCAUUGUACUAUCCUGCUAUGUUAUGUAUAUGUGUAUCUGUAUGUGUGUGUGUGUUAUCUAAUGGAAGCGGAAACGGAUUCGUGUGUGCGGUCGCUCGCUGGUGCUCAUAAAACAAAAAACCAAUACUUCAUACAAUAUGUAUCGUCUCCUUGAACGUUUCUAAUCCUUAGAGCGGUUAAUGUGGCUGGCAAGGUUUCCCCGUGUCACGUGUGGCCGACGGUUAUUAACGCGCUAGGUUUCGUUGAGUCAAAAAAUAAAUGGAUAAUAUGUAUUUAUCGCUUUCAUAGUCAACAAAGCACAAAUAAAGCCUUCCCGUAAUAUCGCGCGUCUGCUGUACAUGUGUUGCGCUAUUUUGGGGGACACGCGUUAAUGUUGGCUGUUUGUGUCUGUCUAUGGCAGGUGGUGAUGGACCGGUUCAUUUCCCUUCACUGUCUGUCCUCUUAGGAAACUGUUGUGGAUAAUCGAUUAAAAACCGGGUGCGUUUUUAUCAUCCUUAAUUGUCAGUCUCGGGCUUUACUGAUCGCCGCUCACUCUGUGUUUUGCCCGCGCCUCUAUUCUUCAGCCAUAUUGUGCUGCAAUCUUUCCGUACGCGCUGACUACACUAAAUGUUUGUGUGCUGCUGGCGCUACUCCUGCUAGCUACCAUUGCUAUACCACCACCGUGUGUCCUGUCCUUCGAAAACACUAUUGGGGCCGGCUAGGAGCUAUACUGUGUGCUACAAAACAAAACCAAAAAAGCAAGGUCAGCCUAUAGAAUGGGCAUCAUUUUCACCCUCUCCCCGCCCCCCUUUUUCCUCACGUGUCAUAAUCCACCAACACUCGUGUUGUGCAUCGUUCCUUCCCUUUAGUGAGACCGAAGCCUACCAUAUGGUGUCGCGCAGAUCCCGCGGAAAUGAACGCUAUGAAGAGCUGGCGUAGUAAACAAAAAAGGAUUCCCGAUCAUUCGCGUGAGCUGAUAGUGGAUGAUUACACACAAACACAUGUGCCCGAUACACACACACAUACGCAUACGCAUAAUGCAGGAUGGGUUUGUUAAGCGAACGAACGCAAUUUCUUCCUAACAUAACACACCAAACGGAUGGGGAAUAAUUAGCAGAGCGAAAACCGCAACAGGGGAAAUAAAGGAAAUACAAUAAAAAUGCACCUUUUAAAGAUGUGAAAAAUAAGAUAAGCAAAAGUUUAAACUAUCUUUUACCAAAAGGUUUCAAAAGAAAUAAAAUUAAAGCAGAUUCUUUCCUAUCGAAACGAGAUGGCAGUGUAUGAGUGACUUAAUAAAGCGUUCAAAUGUUAACUUCCAGCACGUGCUUCCUUAGUUUAGGCAGUAAUGUUUUAAACAUUCAACAAAAUCAGUUCUAUUGUUACACUAUUUUUUAAUAGUAAAGCUACAUUUUCAAGCGCUUCCUGUGCUGUGCGAGAACGUAGCUUGUAGCUGAACGAAGCCGGGGCUAAGUAGUAGUGAGCAGUGUAGGCAGGAGUGUUAGUAAUCUGUAUUGGUGCUGCAACAAAUGGAAGUAAAGAAACACUUUAGUAAUAUAA